Chelonoidis abingdonii (Abingdon island giant tortoise) is the source of this 1361-nucleotide messenger RNA. RefSeq lists its product as uncharacterized. Lineage: Eukaryota; Metazoa; Chordata; Testudines; Testudinidae. The record is from RefSeq and is a predicted model, not a curated record.
CACCGCUUUCCCCAUAUCCACAGAGCCCGUUAUCUCAUCGUAGAAGGCAAUCAGGUUGGUCAGGCACGACUUGCCCUUGGUGAAUCUAUCCCCUUGGUGAAUCUAUCCCCAAUUUCUCCAUCCCCACCCGAGGAGUAUCAUGAACCCAUGAUUAGGGGUGAAGCUGUUACCUGGGGUUCUUUCAACCCAAAGCUCUUGGUAAUGUUUACCCUGCGUCAGAAGGUGUCAGGAAAUAAAUCGGGGGGGAGACACGGCUGCCCGACCGAUCGAUGGCUGGCACAGACAGGACAACAAUGAAAGCUAAACUUUACUUAGUCUCCAGCACUCUCACACGUCCGCAACAGAUCUCCCUGACCGACGUCUCCGGCGCCCACUAUGGGCCGGAGCAGGAAGUGCAGGAUGAGGUGCCCAGCAGAGCUCGGAGAGGCACCCGGAGGAACCUGCUGGAGCCCCAAAGAAGGAGAAUCCGUCCGGGCUGCCGGCUGCCAGCAGAGGCGCCCGAGGACAAAGCGGAAGCCCCGUCUGGCAUUGGGGACCUGGUUCUGGCAGCUGAGCUGAUGGAGAUGGCCGGGGUGUCCCCCUGCUAUGCCCAGCCCCAGUGUGAGACCCAGCCGGCUGUGCAGCAUGACCACGGGGCCUACGGCGUCCCCCAGGAGCCAGCCGCGCUGGGCCGCAUGGUGCGGGAGCUGCAGGAGACGGUGCAUCGGCAGAGCCAGCUGCUGCAGAGUUUGCAGGAGGCCCUGGCCACCAGCCAGGAGCGCUGCCAGGAGCUGCAGGAGAGGUCGGAGAGCGAGUGCUGGGCGCUGGCAUUGGAGCUAGGCCAGCGGAUCGCGGCGCUGGAGGAGGAGAACCGGAACCUGCGGUGUGAGCGGGAGCAGCUGGAGAGCCGGACGCAGGGGCUGCGGGAGGAGCUGGAGCGGAGCCGCAGCACGGUGCUGCACAUCAGCCACAAGCUGAAGGAGCAGGGGGGCCGGGGAGGGCCGGGCCGGUUCUGCCUGGCCAGCGUCCGGGACGACGGCAAGUGGCUACGGUUCUACACCGGCUUUGGCAGCGCCCAGCGCCUGGCCGCAUUCCUGGCCUUCCUGACGGAGGGGGAGCUGCAGCGGGGGGCCGAGCCGGGCCCCCCCAGCGCCCUGAGCCCCGAGGACCAGCUCUUCCUGGUACUCGUGCGGUUGCGGCUGGGGCUGCUCCUGCAGGAUCUGGCCUUUCGCUUCCAUCUCUCCGAGGCCACCGCCUCCCGCUACUGGCUCAGCUGGACCCAGCUCAUGGAGACCCGGCUGGCCCAGGUGAGCCCCCGCCCUGGGGCCGGUGCUCCCUAGAGGGGACAGGCCCCAGAUCCCAUUCCCUGCCCGCCCGAGCCA